Lachancea sp. 'fantastica' is the source of this 1608-nucleotide messenger RNA. The record is from the annotation of a GenBank genome assembly. Lineage: Eukaryota; Fungi; Ascomycota; Saccharomycetes; Saccharomycetales; Saccharomycetaceae.
AUGGUGGACUACGACCGUCAAAAACUAAAACAUUUUUAUUUCAUGAUGUUGCAAGCUGGGGAGUUCAUAGACGCAACAAUGAAGGGCUCUCUUGCCAGGUUUUGCAACCACUCCUGUAAUCCCAACGCAUACGUUAAUAAAUGGGAUGUUGCGGGCAAGCUACGAAUGGGGAUAUUUGCGCAUCGUGAUAUUGUCAAAGGUGAAGAAAUAACAUUCGACUACAAUGUUGAUCGCUACGGCGCUACAGCCCAGCCCUGUUAUUGCGAUGAGCCAAAUUGUAUCGGCUUCUUGGGAGGCAAGACUCAGACCGACGCUGCAUCUUUACUUCCACAGAACUAUGCAGAUGCGUUGGGUGUGGUGCCAGCAGUGGAGAAGAAGUGGAUCAAGAUGAUGAAAGCGAAAGGCGAAAAAAUUGUCAAAAGCGAGGUCAAUAACGUCAAUAUUGAAUUCGUUCAGUCGUUGGAACUGAGUGCAUGUGAGCGUUUUGACGAAGUGUCCAAAGUAAUGAGUGUCUUGCUGCAGGCAGAUGACAUUCUGAUCAUCAGGAGAUUAACGGAACGGAUUUUGCUCACUACAGACCAAGACUUGCAUUACCAAAUCAUAAAAUUGCAUGGGUACAGGUGUUUCAACAAGCUUCUCACGACGUUCCAGGAAGACACGGAAUUCCAGCUGAAAAUACUGCACUAUUUGGAUUCCCUCCCAAAAACAACGAAAAAUGGUAUCAUAUCGUCCCAAAUCAACAAAAAGGUUGAGGAACUACGGUCUGAGCCAGCUCUUGAGAAUAUUUGUGAGACUCUCUUGCAAAAAUGGAAUACCUACGAGACCUAUAAACGCAUUAGCAAGAAAGACGUUUCGGAGAACAUCUCAAACAUGAAGACGGAUUUACGAAGAAUCAGGUUGCCGCCAGGUUGGGAGUUGAUUCAUGAAAAUGGGAAACCUGUGUAUUACAACGCGCAGCAGCAGACUAAGCUACAUCAGCCACCAAACGGUGCAAGCAAAACCUUCAGCGGUACGAGGACGCCCGGCCGAAGAGCUACUCCGGACGUACCUGUGUUUGGUUCUGCUAACAAAAAAAAACGUGUCUAUGACGCUGAAGAGUACGAAAAGAAGAAGCAGCAAAGGAUUGAUAAUCAACAAAAGGAGAUAGACAGACUCAAAAACGAGGAAAUAAAACAAUUGAAAUUGAAGAUGGAAUUGGAAGAUCAGAAGAAAACAGAACUUGAGAAAAUCAUCGCAGAGGUGAAUCAACAAAAAGAGCAAGAGAAAAUCGAGAAGAAGAAAAGAGAAGAAGAAGAGCAACAAAGGAAACAGAAAAGGUUGCAGCAGACUAAAGGAGAGUAUCUGACGCACAAGUGGAAUAAGCUUUUCGCUUCAGUAGUGCCCAACAUGGUGCGACACUAUGAAAAGGACUUGGGGAAGGAACACAUCAAAGAGUGCGCUCGUGAUAUAGCGAAGAUUCUCUCCGCUAAGGAAGUGAAAAAAGACCACAAGAAGAAUCCCCCCGCGGAAUUGACUAAAGAAAAACGAAUCAAGGUGCGAGAAUUCACCAAGGCUUACAUGGAAAAGUUUUCGGAGAGGUAUGCGCGGCGGAAGGUGCAGCAGUCUUGA